This is a messenger RNA of Alligator mississippiensis (American alligator), 987 nucleotides long. It is a transcript of the gene NMS, whose product is annotated as neuromedin S. The coding region runs from base 91 to 528 and encodes 145 amino acids. Lineage: Eukaryota; Metazoa; Chordata; Crocodylia; Alligatoridae. The transcript is spliced from 10 exons. The record is from RefSeq and is a predicted model, not a curated record.
CUGCCCCCGCCCCGUGGCACAUAAAGAUGCCUUGCCCGGCGCCGGCCCGGCACACGCGUCCGCUGCCCAACUCUCUGACCCGGCUGGGACAUGCCCCCGCCCCGCCGCCCGCCCGCGCUGCGCUGGCUCCUCGCCGCCUGCUGCCUGUGCGCCGCGCCGCGCGCCUCAGGCUUGCCGCAGCCUGGCGCCCGCCACCGCCACGCCUCGGACCUGCCUGACAGCCAGCAACUGGCACUGUGUUUCAGUCAAUGGACAGAGCUCAAUCAACCCCAGAUCUCCAGUUCUAUUAUGGAUCUUUGUAACUCCAUAUUUAAUAGCAUGCAGAUAGCUGAGGAAAAUAGCAAGGAAAUAUAUAAAAGAUUUUUAUUUCACUACUCAAGAGCUCAAGAUUCAGCAUAUCCACUUAAAAAUGGGGAACAAAUUGCUACUGCAGAGUUUACAAAGAAGGAUAGUCCUGGUACCAUGGGACGACCCUUUUUUCUUUUCAGGCCUCGAAAUGGAAGAACUAUUGAAGAUGGUGGAAUGUAGGCCAUCCAGAAGAUUUCCAUGGAGCAUGAAGUUAACGGGGCGACUGCUCAGUCCAUAAUCAGACUUGAUUUAUACAAGGAAAAUAAACCUCCUCUUGGACUAUUUGGGCUGAAACCUAUUCCACUUAUUAAGUGAUAAAUUCACUAAGACACCUAAAUGUGAUCCUAUUCCACCCUGCUUGAGCUUUUGAAAAACCGUUAAUACAUCUACUUUUAAAUUAUGGCAUCAUCUUAGCUAGCACACUAAUAAAUAACAAAAAGCAGCAAGGAAGAAAAAGAAACCCUACAUUACGUUAAUAGUUUUUCAAGGACAAAAUAGGAUGGAAUAGGAUUGUACUUAGGUGCCUAAAACCACUUAGGCACCUAAUAGGUAGAACAGGAUAUAGCCCCUUGUCUAUUGUAAGUGACUCACUUGUCUAGAGUAUACUGUUCCAUCAAAUAAAUUUGCAAUUGUUAAUCA